Scylla paramamosain (green mud crab) is the source of this 2041-nucleotide messenger RNA. RefSeq names its product beta-1,3-galactosyltransferase 5-like. Gene Ontology annotation, cellular component: Golgi membrane. Gene Ontology annotation, molecular function: hexosyltransferase activity. The record is from RefSeq and is a predicted model, not a curated record. Lineage: Eukaryota; Metazoa; Arthropoda; Malacostraca; Decapoda; Portunidae. The transcript has 5 exons. The coding region runs from base 208 to 1290 and encodes 360 amino acids.
AGGUGUGGCAAUUCAUAUAGGAGCCACAGGUGUGUGCGCGAAGACGGUAUCUGAUGCUCAGGGAGAAGCAAGUGGUGGCCAUUCCUCACUUCUCCUGCGUCGCUGCCGCCGCCCACUUCACAUACAAUCUUUGCUGUGUAAAAGCCCAGGAUACCAAUUUCCUAUACGAAAUCCAGCUGCAGCUGUCCUGCCUCCACUGUUGAGUCAAUGUUGCGUUCAGUCCGCGUUGGAGCGAGGCUGCCAUGGCCGUGGUCGGCCGUUGUUUCCAGGUUCCUGCCUGUGUUAUUGAUACUCGUCGUCAUCUUGUGCAGUGGACACCUGGUCCUCUUCCACUUGUUCUCCAUUACCACUGUCUGCAAUAUACGUGAAGCAAGCCCCGAGAUGAAGGUGUAUGGCGCAGAGGAGAGGCCGCAGAACCUGAAGGUGGUCACUCCCACCCUCCGGGCGCACCACGCCUCUCGUGGGGAAUUCCCUUACAAGUACCUAAUAAAUGAGCCUCAUCUGUGCCAUGACCGGAUCUCCAUCAUCAAUAUGAUCCCUAUAGCUUCGUACAGCCUUGCAUCACGCCGUAGAAUUAGAAACACGUGGGGCAAUAGGGCAGCAGCAGAAAGCACUGGUAUGAUGACUGUCUUCGUCUUGGGCGUCACCAACAACAUUCAAUACCAACAACUCAUUGAAGAGGAAAGCCAAACCUAUCACGAUAUCAUUCAAGUGAACUUUAUUGACUCGUACCGCAACCUGACGCUGAAGACGUUAACAAUUUUACACUGGACUAAGACUUACUGCCCGGGGGCCUCCUGGCUCCUAAAGAGUGACGAGGAUAUAUUUGUCAAUCCCUUUGCGCUUAGGAAUAUUGUAGCUAACCACACGCAGGCAGGUUUUGUUUGCUUUUUGAAUCGUUUCCUGUGGGUGUGUCGUAAGGGCAAAAAUUGCCCGCAAAAGUGGGCCGUAUCAUCGCAAGAGUACCAACACAGCAUCUACCCUCCCUAUUGUCUGGGUCCUGCCUAUGCUAUCUCUUCCAAUAUGGUCAGAAAAGUUUUCACUGAUGCCAAUAAAACACACCCAUUCGUAAUGGAAGACGUGUACUUUACCGGGAUCCUUGCUUUGCAUCAUAUGGCCGAAUAUGUAGACUUGAAAGGUAGAUUUUAUUUUCAUGCCUCUGAUGUAAGUGAAAUUUUGUGGAAUGGUACAACUGUAUUCAGUAUGAUUAGCCCAAAAGCCAGGAACGCAUCACACUACAUUCUGUGGGAUAAAAUUGUGAAUUAUAAUCAAGCUAUUCCUUUACUUUAGGUUUCCAUCAGUCUGUUGCCGUAACCAUAUAGCAACAUAAGAGGUGUCAUACGGCAGAAAUUACCUUCAUCGACCACAACAGGAGACCAAAGAUUCAGUAUUUCUAUAUAAAAUAAUGCAAAUUCCUUGACUUUAGCUAAUUAGUUAAAGACAAGACAAGAACAGACAAGAACAAAAACUUUGAUAUAACGGAUAGAUAAUUAGAGUAUUAAUGUAGCCUGCUAGUCAAGACUAGUCUCUAAAUUGUUUACUGUAGAGAGGAGGGGCACCUUUAUGCUUGAAAAAAUAUAUAUUUUCGUGUUUUUAGAGAUGGGUCAUCCACUAGUGGUGGUACAUAUUUCAUGUAUUAGCGAAAGUAUUAUAGACUUUUUUUUAUUGGGGCGGUCUUUAAAGGCGUGAUUAUCGACAACACCACAACACACAUUAAGGGAAAACGUGUUCUGGCAAUUUCUUUAUUUUUUUCUUUAGAAGGCUGCUUAUUGUAUGCAUAAUAAAUUCCUGAACAAAUGAAUAUGGCCACUUUGUAUACAAUAUAUGUCCUUAGAUAAGAAGGUUCUUGUAGCCAUCUGAAGAACCCCAAUCUUCUACGUGCUCUCUAGGCUUUCAUAUGAGGAAUUUUAUGUCGACACGAAAUAAGCAUGCUGACGCUCGGGCUCUCUUUAAUAGUCGUAAUAAUUCAGCAGUCUCAGUCAUAUAACGCUGCUUUCCUCUAUGCUAAAUGUAUGAAAGUCAAGAACAAAAAUUAUGGACC